Molecule: messenger RNA, 2245 nt
Organism: Malania oleifera
Lineage: Eukaryota; Viridiplantae; Streptophyta; Magnoliopsida; Santalales; Ximeniaceae
Product: asparagine--tRNA ligase, cytoplasmic 1
Exons: 6
Coding region: 351-2057 (568 amino acids)
Biological process (GO): asparaginyl-tRNA aminoacylation
Cellular component (GO): mitochondrion
Molecular function (GO): asparagine-tRNA ligase activity; ATP binding; nucleic acid binding
Source: RefSeq, a predicted model, not a curated record
UAAUAAUAGUAAUUAAGGGUCUUAAUUGGCGAAGGAGGCUUGAGAGCUCAACAUUUCCGGCAGGCGAAUGCCCAUCCAACGAUAUUCCCACUGCGUAGGAAUCCUGUGCGAUAAAAACCACGAUUCCAUUCCGCGGUUGUCUCCCUUAUCAAAUCGUCACGACCGUCCAUCCCUCCUAAGAUCAGCACUAUAUUCAGCUGACUUUGUAUUAAAAAUAUAUAUAUAGCUUACUCCCAUCUAGGGUUUAUCAGUCACCCCCGACACACAGAGUCUCUCUCUCUCUCUCUCUCUCCUAAAACUCGCAAGCCACGCAGAGGAAAAAGAAAAGAGAAGAGAGGGAGAAAGUCACCAUGGCCGGCGAACCUGCGCCGCUGCUGGACAAGAUGGCCGCCGUCGCCCUAGACGACGCUGCUCCGGCAGCCCAAUUCUCCGACCGCGUCCUGAUCCGCACCAUUCUGGGUCGGGCCGACGGCGGAGCUGGCCUCGCGGGCCAGACGGUCAAGAUUGGGGGGUGGGUGAAGACAGGCCGUGAGCAGGGGAAGGGAUCUUUUGCGUUCCUGGAGGUGAACGACGGCUCGUGCCCUGCGAAUCUGCAGGUGAUCGUCGAUGCCGCCGUCGGGCCUCUAGGACAGCUCGUGCCCACCGGGACGUGUGUGCACGUAGAGGGGCAGCUGAAGGUACCUCCGGAAGGCACCAAGCAGAAGGUGGAGCUUCGGGUCGAGAAGGUUCUGCAUGUAGGCCCCGUGGAUCCUGCCAAGUACCCGUUGCCCAAGACGAAGCUAACCCUUGAAUUUCUCAGAGAUGUUGUUCAUCUUCGUCCAAGGACCAAUACGAUUUCUGCAGUUGCUCGAAUCCGGAAUGCACUAGCUUAUGCAACCCACACAUUCUUUCAAAAACAUGGAUUCCUCUAUAUUCAUACCCCAAUUAUUACGACCAGUGAUUGUGAAGGGGCUGGUGAAAUGUUUCAAGUGACAACAUUGAUCAGUGAUGCAGAAAAGGUGGAAAAGGAGCUGAUUAAGAGUCCACCUCCAUCAGAAGAAGAAAUACAAGCUGGCAAGCAAUGUGUCAAGGAGAAAGGAGAGGCUGUCGCGAAACUUAAAUCUGCUAAGGCUAGUAAGGAGGAGAUUAGUGCUUCGGUAGCCACCCUUACUAAAGCCAAGGAGGAACUUUCAAAGCUGGAAGAGAGAUCCAAGCUUAAACCUGGAAUUCCUCAUAAGGAUGGCAAGAUUGAUUAUGCCCAGGACUUCUUUGCCCGUCAAGCUUUCUUGACGGUCUCUGGACAACUACAAGUUGAAACAUUUGCAUGUUCCCUUAGUAGUGUCUAUACAUUUGGGCCAACUUUCAGAGCUGAACAUUCUCACACUUCGAGACAUUUGGCAGAAUUUUGGAUGGUGGAGCCUGAAAUAGCUUUUGCAGAUCUUAAGGAUGAUAUGAAUUGUGCAGAGGCAUACGUGAAAUUUCUGUGUCACUGGCUAUUAGACAAUUGCCUUGAUGAUAUGGAAUUUAUGGCAAAGCAUUUUGAUAAAAGUGCCAUUGACCGUCUAAAACUGGUUGCUUCAACUCCCUUCGAGCGGAUAACAUAUACAGAUGCAGUAGAACUCCUCAAGGAUGCAGAAAAGAAGGGCAAAAAGAAGUUUGAGAACAAAGUGGAAUGGGGAAUUGACUUAGCAUCUGAACAUGAAAGAUUCUUGACUGAAGUGGAAUUCAAAAGGCCUGUUAUUGUGUAUAACUACCCGAAAGCAUUUAAAGCAUUCUACAUGAGACUCAAUGACGAUUUAAAGACAGUUGCUGCUAUGGAUGUGCUGGUACCAAAGGUGGGAGAAUUAAUUGGGGGUAGCCAAAGGGAGGAGCGUUAUGAGAUAAUUAAGACGAGGAUACAAGAGAUGGGGCUGCCUCUAGAGCCAUACGAGUGGUACCUUGACCUGCGGCGUUACGGAAGUGUAAAACACUGUGGGUUUGGUUUAGGAUUUGAGAGGAUGAUUCUUUUUGCCACUGGCAUUGACAACAUCAGAGAUGUCAUUCCUUUCCCGAGAUAUCCGGGAAGGGCUGAUCUUUGAGGUUUAUUCUAUACAUAUAGUUUGCUUCCAUUUUGUCUGUUGAUGUUCAGCAUGGAAGUUAUAUUGUUCCCCUUCUAACUAGUUACUAUUAUGGCAAUUCUUGAUUAUAAACCAAUACUGCAUCAAAGUUUUGUAGUAUAAUUUAUAGUGCUUGUUUGGAAAAGCCCUAAAAUCUUUUCAUUGAUUUA